AUGCCUUCGACGCGCUUUGCCCUUGCCCUUGCCGUCCUCAUCCACGGACGGACCGCUCUGGCUCGCGGGCCCUCGGGCCUCGACAGCCGGCAGUUUGCGCGAAGUGGGGAGGCCUCACCCUCGUUAAACGUAUCGUCGUGCCCAGGUUAUUCCAUCUCGUCCGUCACUGAGACCGCCACUGGUCUCACGGCACGGCUCGGCCUUGCGGGGCAUGCUUGCAACGCGUUCGGUCACGACGUCACGAAUCUUACUCUCGAAGUGACUUACGAUACACAAACGAGGCACGUUAGAGGUGACAUUCUACUGCAUGUCAACAUCUUUGAUUCCGACAAGCAGCAGUUCACCAUCCCGUCGGAUGUGAUUACGUUGUCUGCCGGCGACGGAGAUCCCAGUCUGAAGACUAGCUCGGACUUCGAGUUCCACUACGAUUCCGAGCCUUUCGCCUUUUGGAUCACUCGCCGCUCGGAGCCCGAUGCACAACCGCUGUUCGAUACUCGCGUCCAGUCUCUGCCCGCAACCCCUAUUCCUCCCGUCAUUCCGAAUGACAACAGCACGGCUCUCGACGGGUUCCCAUUGGUGUUCGAAGAUCAAUACCUCCAGCUCACGUCGGCACUUCCCUUGAACGCGAACAUCUACGGAUUGGGCGAAAUCCUGGCUAGCUUCGGCUUCCGGAGAGACGUUGGCACGGACGGCGGUGUCGGCACGAUUCAGACGAUGUGGGCUCGAGAUAACCCCGACCCGAUCGACCAGAACAUCUACGGUUCACACCCCAUAUACCUGGAGCACCGCUACAACGAGACCACAAAGCGCGCGCAGUCUCACGGGGUCUUCCACUUCGGCGCCGCAGGGUCUGACAUCCUCCUCCUAACCCCGCCCUCGUCCCCGACGUCUCUUGUGCAAUACCGCCUGCUUGGAGGCACCCUCGACUUCUACUUCUUUUCGGGACCCAGCCCGCAGAGCGUGGUCGAGCAGUACGGCGCGCUCGUCGGCCUCCCGACAUGGCAGCCCGCGUGGGGCUUCGGCUUCCACCUCUGCCGCUGGGGCUACGCAAACGUAAGCGAGACGCGCGAGCAAGUGGACAAGAUGCGCGCGGCCAACAUCCCGCUCGAGGUCAUGUGGAACGACAUCGACCUGUACCACGCCAUCCGCGACUUCACGACGGACCCGGUCAGCUUCCCGGCCGAUGAGGUCGCGGACUUCAUUGCGAACCUCACCGCGAACAACCAGCACUUCAUUCCCAUCGUCGAUGCCGCGCUCGCGAUCCAGGUGAACGACACGGAUGUGUACGAUCCAUACACACGGGGUGUCGAGCAGGACGUGUUCAUGAAGAACCCAGAUGGGUCGCUGUACCUAGGUCAGGUGUGGCCUGGGUAUACGGUGUUCCCGGACUGGUUCGCGAACAACACGCAAGGGUUCUGGACGGAGGCGUUGCGAAACUGGUCCCAGCCUGGCGUCAACUACUCCGGCAUCUGGCUUGAUAUGAACGAGGUGUCGUCGUUUUGCGUGGGUUCUUGUGGAGACGGUGCGGACCUGGCGGCCGCCACCAUCCCGACCCAGUUCUUCCCGGGCACGCCUGGGAACCUCGUGACGGAUUAUCCUGAGGGGUACAACUCGAGCAUCUGGGGACCAAGCGGGAACCUCACCAUCAACGGCACUCUGACUUUCGGAAACAACAGCGCCAAUUUUCCAGCCGCGCAUGAUAAGCGAUCACUUCCUGGCGUUGCUGGCCAGCCCGGUGUCGAUCUCAACAACCCUCCCUAUGCCAUUCACAACGGCGACCCCACGCUCUCCACGCACGACGUCUCUACCAACGCCACGCACGCCAAUGGCGCCGUCGAACUGGACACGCAUAACCUCUGGGGCCUCAUGGAAGAGAAGGCGACGCAUCUCGCGCUGCUCGAUAUCCACCCAGGGAAGCGCCCCUUCCUCAUCUCGCGCUCCACGACGAUCUCCUCCGGGCGCUGGACGGGCCACUGGCUGGGCGACAACAUAUCCAAGUGGCGGUAUAUGUACCUGAGCAUUCAGGGCAUGCUCCAGUUCCAGCUCUUCCAGAUCCCCUUCGUCGGCGCCGACACGUGCGGCUUCCAGGGCAACACGGACGAGGAGCUGUGCGGGCGGUGGAUGCAGCUGUCGGCGUUCAUGCCGUUCUACCGGAACCACAACGUGCGGAGCGCGCUGAGCCAGGAGCCGUACCGGUGGGACUCGGUCGCGAACGCGUCGCGGACGGCCAUCGCGGUUCGGUACAGCAUGCUGCCGUACUGGUACACGCUGUUCGCGAACGCGUCGAUGCACGGCACGCCGCCCAUCCGUGCGCUGUUCUUCGAGUUCCCAGACGAGCCCGAGCUCUUCUCCGUCGACCGCCAAUUCCUCAUUGGCCGCGACAUCGUCGUCACCCCCGUGCUCACACCCAACGUCUCCACCGUCGACGGCAUCUUCCCCGGCCAAGGCCGCUCGAUAUGGCGCGACUGGUACACGCACGAAGUCCUCAACGCCUCCAUCUCGGCCAACACCACCCUCCCCGCGCCGCUCGGCCACAUCCCCGUGCACGUCCGCGACGGCGCCGCGCUCCUGCUGCACGCGGCGCCCGCGUACACGAUCGCGGAGACGCGCGCGGGCCCGUACGAGCUGCUCGUCGCGCAGGCGGCGGACGGGUACGCGUUCGGGACGGCGUACGUGGACGACGGGGAGAGCGUGCCGCCCACGCCGAACUCGACGCUCGUCGUGAGGGCGCAGACGGGGCGGGUGACGGUCGAGCGGGAGGGGACGUUCCGGAUCGAGCAGAAGCUGGAGAAGGUGACGGUGCUCGGGGCAGCGCGCGCGGCGCCGGGAACGGUGAGGGUGAAUGGGGUGAAGGUGGGGAACUGGACGUUCGAUGCGGGGGUGGAGAGGUUGGUUGUGGGCGGGCUAGGGAUUGAUCUGAACGAGCGCGUUGUGGUGGAGUGGGCUUAG
Messenger RNA from Epithele typhae, 2949 nucleotides. Its product is annotated as glycosyl hydrolases family 31-domain-containing protein. The transcript is spliced from 14 exons. Gene Ontology annotation, biological process: carbohydrate metabolic process. Lineage: Eukaryota; Fungi; Basidiomycota; Agaricomycetes; Polyporales; Epitheliaceae. Bases 1 to 2949 code for a protein of 982 amino acids. Gene Ontology annotation, molecular function: carbohydrate binding; hydrolase activity, hydrolyzing O-glycosyl compounds. The record is from RefSeq and is a predicted model, not a curated record.